This is a messenger RNA of Penicillium odoratum, 381 nucleotides long. Its product is annotated as pyruvate transporter MPC1. The transcript is spliced from 4 exons. The record is from RefSeq and is a predicted model, not a curated record. Gene Ontology annotation, biological process: pyruvate import into mitochondria. Gene Ontology annotation, cellular component: mitochondrial inner membrane. The coding region runs from base 1 to 381 and encodes 126 amino acids. Lineage: Eukaryota; Fungi; Ascomycota; Eurotiomycetes; Eurotiales; Aspergillaceae.
AUGGCCGCUGCUAUCAAGGCAAUCAAUGCCAAGAUCCGCUCCAACAAGGUUGCGGACUAUGUCUGCUCCACCCACUUCUGGGGCCCCGUCUCCAACUUCGGUAUUCCUUUCGCCGCUGUGAUGGAUACUCAGAAAGACCCUGAGAUUAUCUCCGGUACCAUGACUGGCGCUUUACUCGUCUACGCUGCUACUUUCAUGCGCUACUCCCUCGCUAUCACCCCCAAGAACUACCUUCUCUUCGCCUGUCACUUGACCAACUUUGGCGCUCAGACUACCCAGGGAUACCGGUACCUGGCUUACUGGAACUGGGGAGGCCGAGAAGCUAAGCUCGCCGAGCAGGCUAAGCAGGGCAAGGCUGUUGCUGAGGGUGGUCACGCGUAA